CAAUCAAGGACGUUUUAGCUGUGCUGUAUACUUGACUGUGAGAGCGAAGGAAAUGCAAAGGAAAAUCGUCAAAACAGUUGCACUAUUUUUGGUCUUGGUGCUUGUAAAUUUUAAAAUAAUACACAGAAGAAUGCUCGCCAACGAAUGGGUCGCGACGACCAAAGUGGCUUUCCAAAUCAAGCAAGUCACCUGAGAGCUGCUGUGUGAAGCAGGACAUGAUAUCUGACCCCACGUCUACAGCUGCAUCCGGACCCUCCGAGCAGCAGAGUAAGAGCUCACAAAAUGAGGAUGAGGCCAACCCUUCUGCAGUUGUCAACAACUCCGAGGAAGAGUCCGGCAAUGAGAACAGACAGAAGAGGGGGAGGCGUAGGAAAAGACCUCGCAAGGAAUCGGAGAAUGCCACAAAGAGCAAAAUUGCCAAAGGCCGCCGCAGAUGUAGCAGCGUUAGAAAAGACAGGGUCUGCCAGCGUAAACGUCCUCACGUGGAGGCCGCCACUUUGUUUGACGUCAUCACCAUGGGCAGGAGUGCCAUGGGGGCGGUGAUUGACGGCUGGAUGGAGGCCUAUGUGGCAGACAGAGAUGCAUCCCUCCUCGACCUUAUCACAUUCUUCAUCCAGUGCUGCGGGUGCAAAGGCGUGGCCACAGCUGAAAUGUGUCAUACCAAAAGCGACAGUGACACCAUGGACAAGAUGGUGGAGGAGCUGGUUGAAGACAUGGAUGAGGUUGCUGGUUUGCAAUACAAGAAGUUUCUGGCUUUUCCGUGGAUCCUCACCAUCACCUGGCCCAUGGAUGCAGACAGCAUGGAGUAUCCUCUGAUCCAGCCUGGACCCUACAGCCGGUGGUUUCACUCGGAGUUGAGCGACUUUGUGUCGGUGCUGGUCUCUCAGUGUCAACACAGCAUCCUCUUUGACAGCUACUUGAUGAGCACGCUCGUCUCGCUGCUUUCCGAGCUCUCCGACUCCCGUAUACGAGCUUUCAGACACACCUGCACGCUAGCAGCGGUCAAACUGCUGAGCUCCCUGAUUGAAGUGGCUCUGAGUCUGAGCGUGGGUGUCAGAAACAGUCAGAAGCGGCAGCAGGUGCAGAGGCCCAGCAGACAGAGGAACCAGGUGCAGCAGAAAGUGACCCAGCUGCAGGAGAAGAGAGUGGAGCUAGAGAACAUGAUGGAUGUCAUCUUCAAGGCCGUUUUUCUCAAGAGACAUCGUGAUGUGCUUCCAGAAAUUCGUUCUAUCUGCAUGGAGGAGUUGGGCUUGUGGAUGAGGCUUUACAGCUCUGUCUUCCUCAAUGACACUUACCUCAAAUACAUGGACUGGAUGUCGUACGACAAGAUGCCAGAUGUGCGUCUCAAGUGUGUCUUAGGCUUGCAGAGCUUGUAUGGAGAUCCUGUGCUUUUGCCUCAACUGGACUUUUUCACCAGCCGCUUCAAGGACCGCAUGAUCUCCAUGACUCUGGAUAAAGACAACGAAGUGGCUUUGCAGACCCUGAAACUGCUGCUACUCAUCUCCAAAACAUCGAAAGAUGUGCUCAAUCCAGACGACUACGAGCAACUCCUCAAGCUCGUUUUUUCAUCUCAGCGCCCCCUUGCAGCCACUGCGGGGGAGCUGCUCUUCUUUAUGCUUCUCCCUGCAGCUAAUAAUCUGGAGGGAAUUAAUCAGGAGGACGCUCAUAGACAACAAACACUUGUAAGACUCAAGGCUUUGCUGCAGUUCUACCAGAACUCUAAGCUACACAACCAUGUGGUCUACCUCGUGGACAGCCUGUGGGACUGUGGUGGAACCCUGCUGAAGGACUGGUCUACACUCACCUCUAUACUGCUGCAAGACCCUCACAGUCCCUCGCUGGGUCCAGGACUCACUCAGGCAGAAGAAGUGGUGCUCGUGGAGAUUCUGGUAGCAUCUGUGCGUCAGGCGUCAGAAGGACCAGUGCUGGCUGGGAGGAGCGGUGCAAAGAAGGUAAUGAGUGUCAGAGAGAAGAAAGUUCAGGUUGAAGACUGCACAAGGCUCACACAGCAUUUCCUCAUGGUGCUUCCAGAGUUACUGUCCAAGUUUUCAGGUCGCUGGGACAUUAUUGCUUCCUUGAUGAGGAUUCCUCGGUACUUUCUGCCAGAGACCCCCCUCGCAGACAUGACACAGACGGUCUCCAGAUUGUUAGCAGAGAUGGUAGCCAAUCUAGAGGUUCAUUCGGGUGCUGCUGUCUUGGAGGAGGCGUCCCGUACAUUCCUCAGUCUGUGUGGAGAGGAGACCAUGUGGUGCUCCAUGGCCCGACCUGCUAGAGACUCCAUGGUCCAAUGUUGGGUGGACCACCUCAAAGAGCUGCUGACUGAAUCCCUAACGGGCACCUCUUUCUCUGCUGACGGGGAGAAAACUGGAGACAUUUUAGCCACUCUGAAGAAACUCAGUGCUUUCCAUAACUGCCACGAUCUGUCUCGAUGGAAUCUGUAUGACCUGCUGUCACCCCUCCUGGCAGUGGAGGGCUUCCAAGAGCGGGCGUCACCUGAGCUUUUCCCACAGGUGCUAAACGAAGUGUUUAAGUGUCUGAGCUACUGUGUUCUCUGGUCUCUGAGCACCAGCAGUGAAACUCUGACCUCCAGGGACAAGGCUGUGGCCCAGAGACUCCAGUUGCGUGUCCUCUGUGAGACAAGUCAUCGUUGUCUCUCCCACUCAGACCACAGCGUGAGGCAUCAGGCUUUCCUGGGUGUCUGCGACAUCCUCACAGCCCACUCCUACCAGCAAAAUGUGUGGGAUCCCACCUCCUGGGGGCCCCUGUCCUACACUCCCACCCCCAAGCUACAGACGGCGCUGUUGAGCUUUGUGUGCAAAAACGUCUUUGUGGGAAGAGACUGUGACGACGAAAGCAAAGCCUGCCAGCGCUCUGAGGAGGACAGGAUGGAGGACCUUCACACCAGAAGAAGCACGCUGGCCGCCUACUGCAAGCUCAUCAUACACAGAGUGCUGGAGAUCAGCAUGGCUGCAGACAUAUUUGCACACUAUGUGAAGUACUACAAUGACUUUGGGGACAUCAUCAAGGAGACAAUGUACAGGAGCCGACAGAUGGACAAGAUAGAGAGCGCUCGUACUUUAGUGCUUUCUUUGCAGCAGCUGUUCGUGCGUCUUCACCGGAUGCAGGACGGUGGAGGGACGCCACGGCUUCAUCAGGGAGUCCAGACCUUCACCAGCAUCAAGGAGCUAGCUAGACGUUUCGCCCUCAGCUUCGGGGACCAUGUUAAGUUCCGGGAGUGUGUGGUCCUCAUUCACAGGACCGGCAUCCAAUUCGUGUUCCAGGACUUCGUCCAGACCCCAGAAAGUUCCACACCAGCAUACCUGUCCUACUUGAGCAUUCUGGCCGAGUUCUCCAGCAAGCUGCUCAAACCAGACAAGAGGACAGUGUUGUCCUACUUGCAGAAGCACACCUCAGAGCACUUGGUGGACCUCAGGGAAGACUGCUGGCAGCCACUCCUCUACUAUCAAGCGUCCCUAUUGGCUGUUGCUGAAGUGGAGGAGGCUGCGUCCCGCGGCAGCUCGGACCGGAAGCAGACGGGCCGCUCAGCCUUGUCCAAGAACAAACAGGGAAGUCAAGCUGUGGGACCACUGAGCCCCUCUGAAGCCCACGUUGUAAAGGUCCACAGGUUUGGUCGUCCCAGCCACAAGACCACCCACAUGCUGGAAGACCUCAUGAGACCACCCCCGACUCAAGAAGCCGUCCUCGGCACCUGCGUCCAGGCCACUGAUCAUCAUGUUGAUGAUGACAAUGAGGAUGCUGUGGAUGUUGAACUCUGAGGUUUGGACUGGAAGUCAAAGUACCAAGGCAGCACUUAGUUUUUUUAUCUACCUACGUAGUAGUCCAGUAGUAACAGUACACUAUGUGUAUAUACAGUACAGUAUAGUUACACCUACUUGUACAACAUGGGCGCUUUAAGAACGUACUGUAAAUGUACCAAGGAGGGUUAGGGUCACACUGACAAAAAUUUCAGAAAAAAAGAUGAUUCUUGUAUUUUUUGUAUGGAUUUCUAAUAUAAUUUAAAAUGUUGCAAUUUAAAAAAAAAAAUCUCAAAUAUGCAACUUUCUCAUGAUUCUCAUAAUUAUUUUUGGUAAUAUUGUGACUUUUUCUUGUUUGACUUUAUGCUCAUUAUUUAUUGAUUUUAUUGUAUUCAGCACUUUGGAUCCCCGCACAUUCGCCAUUCAGCAUUUACAGCCCUGCAAAAUUCGCAGAUUUUUGGUCAAAUCUACUACUAUUCUUGUGAUACUACCUUUUUUCUUGUAAAAUUACAACUUUAUCUUAUCAAUAUUCUGGGCUUUAUUCUCAUUUUCCAACUUUUUUGUCAUAAAAUUCGGAAUAUUCUAAGAUUAAAACGUUUUUCUCGUAAAUUACAGAUUGUCAUUAUUCCUUUAAAUGAUUAUUAAAAUCGUUAGCUUUCAACUUUUAACUUUUUCUUCAGCUUUGUAGUAAAUUUACACAUUUAUCCUCAUAUUAUAAUAGUCUGACUUGGUCACAUUAUUGCAUUUUUUUUCUCAUAACAGUACAACUUCAUUCUUGCAACCAUCAGACAAUAUUCUCAUAGGUCACCCCACAAUGUAACAAUGUGGACUUUUCCCUGAUAGUAUUUGUACUUUUUUCCUGUGUAGUAUUUCUUUCCAGUGUGGCCCUAAUACUCAUUGGUAGUAAAUAAGCUAGAGGGGUGGUGCUCUCGCUGGUUUCUUUUUAUGACAGUUGUCAGGUCGACAGUUUGUUACAAAUAUGUAGUGGUGUUCCACAGGACUCAGUUCUCCGCACUCUUAUUUAUAAAAAUGUACAAUAUCGAUCCAAUUUUUAAUAUUUUUAGAAUGUGUUUCCAACAAUGAAGAUUAACAUCAGGAUGCCAAAUAAUAUUGUAAUGUUGAAUGUUUUAGACCAUUGCACUAUGAAGCCCCCCACCCCCCAAAAAUUGUAACUCUACGCACACACACUGCACCUUGUUGUCUUGUUUUUGUAUUGCACAUCUAUGCUGACACUUUAUUAUUGCUCUUUACAAGAAGGGGGCUUAUACAGUGUUCCCUUGUUUAUCGCGGGGGAUGGGUUCCCAAAAUAACAAUAAGUGAAAUCAGAAAAGUAGCCAACUUAAUUUUUUUUUUAACAUUUUUAUGUACUGUCCAUUUUUUUUUUACGUUAGAUAUGUUUUAAGGCUGUAAAACCCCUCACCAUACACUUUAUACACUUUUCUCAGACAGGCUUGAACAUUUUUCUCACAUUUUUCUCUUGUUUAAACACUAAGUUCAAACCUUUGUUUGAAUUUUAAUGCUCAAUCUACGAGGUUGGACACAAGAAACUAUUGAGUCGCGUAUUUCACUCCUCUGACCAUGCCUCUUCGUCCUGGUGCCGCUCCGCUGAGGCGUUUUUGUAUCCUUGUUAAAACAUAUUGCUCCUGUCGUCGUAUUUUCCUCCUCCCAAAGUUUCAUUUAUCCAUAAAGGCGCAUAACGUCUGCUUUACUUGAGCAUGUCCAGAAGUCAAACUUUUUGUGCAAUGGUUAGCAUCAUCCUCUGCCUUUUGGGUGCAGAACGUUUCGUCAACAUUGUGGGUUUUGUCAAACAUACAGAGUUCAGAGUCACUGCAAGUUGUUUGCUUGCGAUCAGACAACAGGAAACACGGCAGUUCAGCGUGAAGGAGAUUGACAAUGCUCAACAGCCAGUCAGGAUGCAGAAGACAAUGGGCAGAUUCUCCCAUAGCCAAUAAAGACGAAGAACACAAUGCAUGGGUUCUCCCUUAGGACGCAGAACACAAUGCGCGUUCAUACGCUGUAAAAAAAACAAAAAAAACCCACUAAAAUUGUGCUAAAAAAAAAAAAAAAAGAAACAGCAAGUCCGCGAAAGUUGAACUGUGAUGGAGCGAGGGAACAUUGUAUAUACAAGUAUAAAAAAAACUAAAUAAAAAUCGUGUGCUCAGCCCGUAACAUUAGAUGCAUCAGAUGUACCUACCAGGGGUGUCACGAGACACCCAACGAUGCACAAGAGUGGGUCCAUGAGAACGAGACGAGACUUUAACAUUAAUUUGAAGAAAAGUACAAUGAAAAAAUAUUAGUGCAAUGAAAAAAUAUUAAUUUAACUGAGUCACAGAACAAUGCAGAUGCAUUUUGAAAUGUUUAUUGUGCUACAAAUCGACACUCAAAGACCAAAUAAACAACUGUUCUGAUAAUAUAUAACAUUAAUAAUCUUUCUACUACAGCUCACUGUUUUUCUCGUGUUUGUCUUUAUUUACUGUACAUCAGGGCUAUCCAGCUGACCUUUCAUAUUUAUCAUAAAGAAAUAAUAAACACAUUUAAAGACAAAUCUGUUUUUAUUAAUUAGCAAUAUUUUUUGCCCUUUUGCUGGGUUUUUGUUUUUUAUUUCUGCAAUGAGCCACGUUCCACAGAUGGCCCCUGCGCUACACAUUGGACACCCAUGCGUGUUUUGCCAGGAAGGCGAGUGUGUCCAAGCUCUGCCUUCUUGGCACUAUUGGUAAAGGCUGGGUUGCAUUGUUGGGGGAUGACUUUUACAGCUUUCAGACGUGUAUUGUACGGCAUCCACGUCACGUCACUCGCGGGCACUGUGAACACCAGGGUAGGUUGGAUUGCAAGGUGUGCCUAAAGCACUUCAUGGGUGCUUCCAAUAUUGCCUUGCACAGUCACUUCCAUAUUACUGUUAUUACUCAUUAUCAUUCAUAGCAUCUAUGCCAUAGUUCAGUCUGAUUGGCUUCUGAUGUCUUGUUCUCAUCAUACAGCUUUUCUCCAAAUGAGAAAGCUUGUCACAUUUUCACGAGAUCUCGUACCUAAUGAAGUGUCCAGUGAGUAGAAUAAAAAUGCCAUGCUAGUGAAAAGUGUCUUCUACUGGCAGUCAUGAAAUAUAAGGCUUUAUUAAGUUGACAUAUAAAAUAAUGUGAUUCCAAGCAAAUCAUUUACAUCACAGCAAAAAUAUUUACAGUCUGUAGAUAUAUUUAUAAAUUAAAUGACCUCUCUCUCUCUUAUACACACACACAAACACACACUGUAUCAAAGCAGGUGACUGUUUUUACAUUGUUGUACAGAAGCUUCUGGUACGAUCACUGGAAUGUCAAGUUAGCCAAUGACGGGAUGGAGGUGUAGUCUAUCGGACUCAAAUUUUCAGGCAACUUCUUCAUCAUGUAAAAAGGUGUAAAGUGCCAAGGAGGAGGAGAAGCAGCAGCAUCAGGCUGCACUGAACAGAAGCGUAGCUUAGGUUAGCUGUAGCUUUGUCAUUCAAAGUCGUCCUCAUACUCGUACUUGUCCAGGUCCAAGUUGCAGUGAGGACUGGGGAUCUCAAAGAGGUGUCUCUUAGUCAGAGCCAGGUCGGCUGAGAUGUGAGGUUCUAAGGGACUCAGCGGGUUCUCGUACCUGAAAAGACGCAAAAUAGCAAACAUUGGUCACUGAAAAACUAUUACUUUACAAACAUGGAGUUCCAAAGUUUGCGUUUCCUUUCUUUCCUUUUUUAACCCGAAGAAAAAUUAUGCAAAACCCAACAGGACGAUGUGGGUGGAGACGCCAAAGGAGAAGCACAUGAAGGUGAAGCAGAGAUGAUGCAGGAGACCAGACCAUCUAAAAUCCACAUACAAUAUACAAAAAAAAAACAAAACGGCUUUUGGUAACACGUUGGGAGUUGUUUCUUAGGAGAAGACUGGUCCGGAGAGCAGGAAGAGGAGAACAUUUGGUUGUUUGGUACUGUGGUGGUCUUACCUUCCGUGGUAGGUGGUGGCCCACCUUCACAGGUUGGUGGUGGUCCUAAAGUUCCACACAACAAACUCAUCAACUACGAGCUAACAGUCAGACUGUGAUGCACUUCCACCUCAUGUCAGUGGCCCCUCAUAUACACUCCUGAUCAAAAUGUUAAGACCAGUUGAGAAAUUGCAAGAAUUUAGGGAACAAAAAAGUCUCAGCUCAAAUGGAGGAUGUUGCCAGUGCCGAGUGCAGUCCAAUAACCAUCAGACAGCGUCUGCGAGAGAAGGGUAUGAAGAGCAAAAAACGCCACAAAAAUGCCCGUUUGGAGAGCAUCAAACAUGGGACAUUGAAAGGGGGAAGAAAGUUUUAUUCUCUGAUGAGGAAAAAAUGUAACCUUGAUGGUCCUGAUGGCUUCCAACGUUACUGGCAUGACAAGGAGAUCCCACCUGAGAUGUUUUCCACAUGGCACAGUGGAGGGGGCGCCAUCGUGAUCUGGGCUACAUUUUUUCUUCAAUGGAACAAUAGAGCUUCAGGUUGUGCAGGGGUGUCAAAUGGCAGCUGGCUAUGUGGAGAUGUUGCAGGGGACAUCCCUCACGACUGAAGGCCCUCGUCUGUGUGGUAACGACUGGCUUUUUUAACAUGACAACGCUGUAGUUCACAAUACCCGCCCGACAAAGGACUUUUUCCAGAGGAACAUCAUCACUCUUUUGGACCAUCCUGCAUGUUCCCCUGAUCUAAAGCCAAUUGACAACAUUUGGGGAUGGAUGGCAAGGGAAGUUUACAAAAAGCCCUUUUUUGAAAAUGUUAUUACUAUUUUUGUUUUGUUUUUUUCAGCUAUGGUCUUAAACCUUUGAUGAGCUGAUGAACAGCCUAUUUCACUUUAAUGGCUGUUUGCAAUAAAUUGCUUACUCAAAAUUUUUUUUAAUCUCACUUCCAUUUCUUCUUUUUGCAUUUUGAAGCUCUACUUAGAACCUCCUUAAGAUCCAACAGUGCAAAAUGUAC
This is a messenger RNA of Dunckerocampus dactyliophorus (ringed pipefish), 8681 nucleotides long. RefSeq names its product cohesin subunit SA-2. Gene Ontology annotation, cellular component: chromatin; cohesin complex; nucleus. The record is from RefSeq and is a predicted model, not a curated record. The coding region runs from base 216 to 3776 and encodes 1186 amino acids. The transcript is spliced from 32 exons. Gene Ontology annotation, biological process: sister chromatid cohesion. Gene Ontology annotation, molecular function: chromatin binding. NCBI's taxonomy places the organism in Eukaryota, Metazoa, Chordata, Actinopteri, Syngnathiformes, Syngnathidae.